Messenger RNA from Leptidea sinapis, 4117 nucleotides. Its product is annotated as NAD(P) transhydrogenase, mitochondrial-like. The record is from RefSeq and is a predicted model, not a curated record. The coding region runs from base 279 to 3416 and encodes 1045 amino acids. NCBI's taxonomy places the organism in Eukaryota, Metazoa, Arthropoda, Insecta, Lepidoptera, Pieridae. Gene Ontology annotation, cellular component: mitochondrial inner membrane. The transcript is spliced from 23 exons. Gene Ontology annotation, molecular function: NADP binding; NAD binding. Gene Ontology annotation, biological process: NADPH regeneration; proton transmembrane transport.
CGCGCAUUAAGAGAGGCGCGCCGUGCGGGGUGCCUGAGCGCCACGUUCGAAUCUAGAUUCUAGAGUAGGGUAAUUAUAAAAUUAUUUUAUUUGUGCAGAGUGCCGGAUAAGGUGCUGUCAGAACUCAGAAGUAUUGCUUCGCAACGCUGGAUGUGGAUAGUGGUUCUGGUUGGUAAUUUAUGUGAUGAAUUAAAAUAGUAAUGUUGAGUUCAAACGUUUUAUUUAAACAUAAAUACCUAGUCUCGCAAUAAAUAGUAUGCGCAUUGCUUGACUGAAUCAUGGGCUACACAAGAAUUACUCGCGCUGGAGAACCAUUAAAGAGAAUAUGGCAAAGAAGACAAUUUUCUUCAUCAUCUCAGCCACCAGUCCAAGGAGUACCAUAUACUAAGCUAAGUCUUGGUGUACCAAAAGAGAUUUGGGAUACAGAAAGAAGGGUGGCAAUAGUACCGGCUGUGGUAAAUAAAUUAGUUAAAAAAGGUUUUACUGUUAACAUUGAGGAAAAUGCUGGAGUAUUGGCUAAUUUUCCAAAUAAAACAUUUGAAGAAGCUGGAGCUCAAAUCACAAAUUUAAAACAGACAUAUGAAUCAAAUAUUGUUCUCAAAGUACGACCCCUAAGUCAUGGAGAGGUACCUCAUGUCAGAGAGGAGGGUACUCUCAUAUCUUUCUUAUAUCCUGCUCAAAAUCAAGAGUUAUUGCAGAAGCUGGCACAGAAAAGGGUUAAUGCUUUUGCCAUGGAUUGUAUUCCCCGCAUAAGCAGGGCUCAAGUGUUUGAUGCAUUGAGCUCAAUGGCAAAUGUUGCUGGAUACCGAGCAGUUAUAGAAGCUGCUGCACACUUCCCAAGAUUUUUCUCAGGUCAAAUGACGGCGGCUGGCAGGGUUCCCCCGUGCCGCGUGCUCGUGGUGGGAGGGGGGGUAGCCGGGUUGGCAGCGGCUGCGCAGGCGCGCUGCAUGGGAGCAGCCGUGCGAGCCUUUGACACGAGGCCCGCCGUGCGCGAGCAGAUCGAGAGUCUGGGCGCACAGUUCAUUACAAUGGACGUAAAGGAGGAGGGCGCUGGUGAAGGAGGUUACGCCAAGGAGAUGAGUGAAGAGUUCCUGCGAGCUGAGCGGGCUCUUCUGGGCAAAGAGGCCCGGACUUCCGAUGUCGUUAUCACUACAGCCCUCAUUCCUGGCAAACCAGCUCCACUGCUCAUUUUAGAGGAUGCUGUGCGUGACAUGGCACCCGGUAGCGUGAUAGUAGACCUGGCAGCCGAGAUGGGCGGCAACGUGGAGACGACCAAGAAGGGGGAGAUAGUGAAGGUACAUGACGUGACCCACGUGGGACUCACCGACCUGCCCAGCCGGAUGCCGGCGCACGCCUCCACGCUCUACGCCAAUAAUAUAUCCGCGUUCCUGUUGAGCUUAGGUGCCAAUGACCAUUUCUACAUCAACCUGGAGGACGAGGUCACUCGGGGCGCGAUAGUCCUCAAAGCCGGUGAGCUGAUGUGGCCCGCGCCGCCGCCGCCGAGCAUGGCGCCUUCACCGACACAAGCAAAACCCACGGCUGUCGCCGCACCAGAACCAUCGAACCCCUUCAACGACACCCUCAAAGAUGCCUUCCUGUACUCCACAGGGCUGGCCAGCUUAAUCGGUCUGGGUAUUGCUUCGCCGAAUCCAGCCUUCACAACGAUGACAACUACUCUAGCUUUGUCAGGAGUGGUCGGGUACCACACGGUGUGGGGCGUGGUGCCAGCACUGCACUCUCCGCUCAUGUCCGUCACCAACGCGGUGUCGGGCAUAACAGCAGUUGGAGGACUACUGUUGAUGGGCGGUGGAUAUGUCCCCGAAACCCCUGUGCAGUGGCUCGCCAGUACAGCCGCUCUCAUCUCCUUCGUGAACGUGUUCGGCGGAUUCUUAGUCACGCAGAGAAUGUUAGACAUGUUUAAGAGGCCAGGAGACCCGCCUGAAUACGGAUAUUUGUACGCGAUCCCCGCCGCAGCAUUGCUUGGAGGCUACUUAACUACUGCAAUGCAGGGUUAUCCAGAAGUCCACCAGAUGGCGUACUUAGCCUCUUCUUUGUGCUGUGUCGGAGCUCUUGCAGGCCUCAGUUCACAAACAACAGCUAGAAAGGGAAAUUAUUUGGGAAUGAUCGGCGUGACCGGAGGGAUAGCGGCGACUCUGGGCGCGUUGACCCCGAGCGCGGAGGUGCUGGCUCAAAUGGUGGGCGUGGCCGGUAUAGGCGGCCUGUUGGGGAGUGUCAUAGCGAAGAAGAUUGAGAUCACUGACCUGCCUCAACUCGUCGCUGGCUUCCAUAGUUUAGUUGGUAUGGCCGCAGUGUUGACCUGCGUCGCCACAUACAUGCACGACUUCCCCGCAAUGGCGCUCGACCCAACAGCGACAACAUUGAAGACUUCACUGUUCCUCGGGACUUACAUAGGUGGAAUUACUUUUACCGGGUCGCUGGUGGCGUACGGUAAGCUGCAAGGGUCGCUGUCGUCGGCGCCGCUGCUGCUGCCCGGGCGGCACGCCGUCAACGCGGGGCUGCUGGCGGGGGCUCUGGGCUGCGGCGCCGCACUCGUGGCGCUGCCCGACGCGCCCGGCCUGCCGCUGCUGACGGCGGCCGCGCUGCUCAGCGGCGUGCAGGGGCUCACGCUCACGGCUGCCAUUGGAGGUGCUGACAUGCCCGUGGUAAUCACGGUCCUCAACAGCUACUCGGGCUGGGCGCUGUGUGCAGAAGGGUUCAUGUUGAAUAACUCCCUGAUGACAAUCGUGGGAGCGCUCAUUGGGAGUUCCGGAGCCAUCCUGUCUUAUAUUAUGUGCAAGGCUAUGAACCGCUCCCUGCCGAACGUGAUCCUAGGCGGUUACGGUGUGACGACAGGCGGGUCUGCGCGGCCCGCGGGCGCCACUCACACCGAGAUGAACGUUGACUCCGUCGCCGACAUCAUACACAGAGCUUCAUCCAUCAUCAUCACUCCUGGUUAUGGACUGUGUGUUGCUAAGGCUCAGUACCCCAUAGCUGAACUGGUGAAUAUCCUCAAAGAUAUGGGCAAGAAAGUGCGCUUCGCUAUUCAUCCGGUCGCUGGUCGCAUGCCGGGACAGUUGAACGUGCUGUUGGCUGAGGCCGGAGUUCCUUAUGACGAUGUACUGGAAAUGGAAGAGAUCAACGAUGAAUUCCCGGAGACUGACCUUGUACUAGUCAUUGGCGCUAACGACACGGUGAACAGUGCAGCGGAGGACGACCCCGAAUCUCCCAUCGCAGGGAUGCCUGUACUCAAAGUGUGGAAAGCGGACCAGGUGGUGGUUAUGAAGAGGUCCAUGGGCGUUGGCUACGCUGCAGUCGACAAUCCGAUCUUCUACAAUCCUAACACAGCCAUGUUGCUCGGAGACGCGAAGAAAACUUGCGACGCGCUGCUCGAAAGAAUAAAAUACCUAAAUCUAUAAAUAAUACCAUUAAUUGGAUCUUGUAAGCUGAGCGCCGCUAAUACUUACAAAUACUUACAAAUACUCUUGUGUUCCAAGGGAGAUUGUUAAGUGGAGAUCACUAUUAUCAGGAAAAUCUUGGCAAUUUUAUGCCUUUCAUGAGUUAACUGACGUAAACAGGGGCAAUAAUUGAAAGUUUAAUUUAGCCUUAAUUUUGUAUAAAAAUUAUACACAGCUCAUGGUAGAGAACUGAACUGUAAAAAUAUUUUCAUUACACUUGCUCAAAACGUGGAUUAAACGUGGAAAAUAUAUAAGUAUAGCCAUACAUUACAAAACAAUGGAUAAACCUGCAUGUUUAUGUUAAAUAUAUGGUGAAUAUUUAUUACCGUUUCUGACUGGAUGUUUGAUAAUUAAAUUAAUUUUCUCGCAAGUGUGCUGAAAAACGUAUGAAACACGUGUGCAUCGAUCAUGACACUCCCGGUUCCCUUAUCGCGCUGUUGUCUUGUGUGUACGUAUGCGAAUUACCAAUAUAGCACACUAGUUUCAUAAAGUAAGUACUAUUAUACAAUAGAAACACUUAAGAUAGGUAAUGUUCUACUUAAUAUUUUAAGGCUGGAUUAAGUGCUCGACCGACGUAGAGCGCUGACGUUGGUCAAGCGUAGCUGUAACAAUGAAAAAAGAUGAACGCGUACAGUCCAGCCUUGACGAAUUUCUACAAGCGU